This is a messenger RNA of Telopea speciosissima, 2140 nucleotides long. RefSeq names its product growth-regulating factor 1-like. Gene Ontology annotation, biological process: developmental process; DNA-templated transcription; regulation of DNA-templated transcription. Gene Ontology annotation, cellular component: nucleus. The coding region runs from base 182 to 2080 and encodes 632 amino acids. Gene Ontology annotation, molecular function: ATP binding. The transcript has 4 exons. The record is from RefSeq and is a predicted model, not a curated record. NCBI's taxonomy places the organism in Eukaryota, Viridiplantae, Streptophyta, Magnoliopsida, Proteales, Proteaceae.
CAUUUUCAGUUUCAACUCUGCUUUACUAUCACCCCCUAUUCAUCUACCUGUAAAAAUGCACCUUCCUCCAUUCCCUCCGCCUGCUUCUCCCACCCCACAGCUGCCCUGUGUUUCUGCUUCUCAUGAACCCAUGUCUAGUCUUCCUAGUUUUGUGAUUCUGUAGAUUGGCGGUUUGGGUGGGAUGGAUUUCGGGGUGGCUGGUCUGGAUGGUUUUGUGGGUUCUGAGAAUGGUUUUGCUCCUCUGGUUUCAGAAACUGAAAACAAGCACAAGUGUUACGUAUCUGGGUUCCUUAAGCAAGAGAGAUCUGGGGCUACGGAAGAUGAUUGGAGGAGCUCAAAAAUGGCCAGAACUGAUGAUCUGACGGCCUCGAAACCAAUGUCGCUCCAUCAAAGUACUCCUUCGCUUCUGAGAUCUAAUUCCCUGUUCCCUGAUGGUCACCACCAGCCGCAGAUGCUAAGCUUCUCUUCGCCCAAAUCAGAAACUUUCUUACUCAGUAACGAUGGAGCAUUAGCAGAGAGGGCUUUACAAAAUGCAGCCUUUUCUCACUAUUCCACUCCAUCUUCUGCUUAUACCCGGAGUACAGGUUUGGGUUAUGGAAACUUGAAUGCAAGCAUGCAUGGAAUUUUAACAGGAGUAAGAGGGCCAUUCACUCCAUCUCAGUGGAUGGAGCUGGAACACCAGGCCUUGAUCUACAAGUACAUCACUGCAAACGCUCCUAUACCCUCCAAUCUGCUCAUCCCCAUCAGAAAAGCUCUCAACCCGACCGGAUAUUCUGGCUUCUCUGCCGGGUCCUUGAGAUCGAGUACAUUGGGAUGGGGUUCUUUCCAUCUGGGUUUCUCCGGGAACACCGAUCCCGAGCCGGGAAGGUGUCGUAGGACGGAUGGGAAGAAAUGGCGGUGCUCUAGAGAUGCAGUUGCCGAUCAGAAGUACUGUGAGCGGCAUAUGAACAGAGGCCGCCAUCGUUCAAGAAAGCCUGUGGAAGGCCAGCCUGGCCAUGCCGUCUCCGGAUCCGCCACUUCUAAGGUGAUGCCAAUGGCUUCUUCAUCAUCUGCUUCGGCGGUUUCUGGCGGUGGUGCAUCCAACAGCCUCACCAUCACGCAGCACCACCAGAUCGAGAACUUGCAGCCAGGUGGUGGUAGUGCUGGUGCUGCUAACCCUUCUGCGGCUUCCCACAUCAACAGGGCCUUGCUGAACAAAGAAAAUUUGGGUGAUCGAAUGCAAGAUCCGCAGGGUCUAUCCAUGCUCUCCCCUACCAUGAACGUGAAACACAAAGAUACUCUGUUCUCCGUCCCAAAACAACAAAACCCAUUCGAAGAUUCCUCCCGCACACAGUUCGGACUCCUCUCCUCUGAUUCUCUCUUCAACCCAUCUCGAAGAGGUAGUUCAGGUUCCUUCUUGACCAACAGCAGAAACUUUGGUUCUUUGUCCCCAGACCUUAACGACAAGGAUCCCCAAGCCCAACAACAUAAUCCCCUCCGCCACUUCAUCGAUGACUGGCCCGAGAACAGGUCAGAUAGGUCUGCCGUGACUGCUGCCUGGCCGGAAAUAGAAGAAAUCCAGUCAGACCGAACCCAGUUGUCAAUAUCAAUUCCAGUGGCUUCAGAUUUCUCAUCCUCCUCGUCUUCACCCACUCAGGAGAAACUCAAGCUGUCGCCGCUGAGGUUGUCGCGUGAGUUUGACCCAAUUCAGAUGGGUUUAGGUGUGGGUAGCAUACUGAAUGAGCCCACCAUGGGCACCCAGAGACAGAUGAACUGGAUACCUAUCCCUUGGGAGACUUCCAUGGGGGGACCUCUCGGGGAAGUCCUGAACAACAAGAGCACUACCCCUACUACCAGUACUACUACUUCAGCAGUAGUAGGGGGGUCCUGCAAGGAUUCCUCUGUGUCGGCUCUAAACCUCAUGACAGAAGCGUGGGAUGGGAGUCCUCGGUUAGGGUCGUCUCCGACUGGAGUCUUACAGAAGGCCACCUUUGGUUCCUUCUCUAAUAGUAGCUCUGGGAGCAGCCCAAGGGCUAAGAACAGUAAGACCCACAAUGGGGUUAGCCUAUGUGAUGAUCUAGUCGGUUCAACUCUCUUGUAAAUUCCUCCACCAUCCCGUCCUUGUGAGCUUUAGCGUUUCAUCUCUUCUCAUCUCGGGUAC